GUCUGCACUGUGUGAGCAGGUGAUUUUGGUAUCAGUUGCCAGAAGAUGUUAAACUCAUCAGUAAACAUCACAGGCUGCGAGCCUCAGAAAAUCAAUCCUUUUAUUCCUAUAUUCUUAAGUUUUGUGUUCUUCGUUGGAUUCAUAUUAAACUGUAUCAGUUUGUGGAUCUUUUGGUUCCGGAUCAGACAAUGGAAUUCAACCGUGAUCUUACAGUUCAACUUGGCCAUCGCCGAUGCUAUCAUCACACCCGCGGCUCCCCUGAUCAUUGCAUAUUCCUUGACCGAUGACUGGAUCUUCGGUACUUUCCUUUGUCAACUCAAAGUCUUCUUGCUGAGCGCUCACAUGUACGGGAGCAUCUACUUUCUCACCUUGAUCAGUCUGCACAGAUACUUCACUGUGGCUCACAAUAUAAAAGGAUCAAUUUUGACUAAAAAAUCAUUCAUCACCAAACUUUGCCUCAUUGUCUGGGGAUGUCUUUGUUUCCAAGGAUUUCCAUUUUUCUUCACCAUGAGAACCUCAGAUAUUCACGGAGCCACAAAAUGCCUCAGUUUCCAUCAAUCAGAUCUGGUGGUUUUGUUCUUUGUGUGGAACUGGGUGAUUAUCUUCUCUGGCCUCCUUGUACCAUUCACCAUAACAAUUAUUUGUUACAGUCUCUUAAGUAGAUAUAUUCUCAAAGUGAAUCCCAUGAACUCUACCAGUCAAAUUAUGCUGAAUAAAUCAGUACGGACCAUAACAGUGUCUUUAGUAAUAUUUAUUGUCUGCUAUGUGCCAGUUCAUAUCACUAGAACAUUAGGUGUCACCAUCGCCUUGUUCUUUCCUUCUUAUUGUACUUUGCUUGAGAACGUUGAGGUUGCCUAUUACAUUACCUGGAUGUUAUCAGGAACAAAUUGCUGUAUGGAUCCAAUACUUUACUGUUUUGCUUCUGAAAAUUUUAAAAACACCUUCAUGAGGGGCUUCACCUUGCUGCAGAGGUUCAGAAGAAGUUUGAGGGUCACAGCAGCCAACGAUCAAUCUUUACAAGGAGACUCAGCUUCACACGAACGUCCAAGUGGACUUCAUCUUACUGUUAGCACCGUAAACACAGACUUGACUCAGGAAAGUGCGAGUAAUAGCAAUGCGUGAGGCAUUUAAUGGAAAGGAAAUUACUGGCUAUUUGUUGGUGUACCAAACCUGGUAUUCUCGGCUAAUUUAUGAUGCAUCACCCACAAUGAAUGGGUCUUCAAAAACUUUAUCGAGAAGAAUUUAACAUGCAUUCACUUGACCCGCUUGCAUCCACAUUGUCCCAUUUAAGGAAAAUUGUGCCAUGCUUUUAAAGACUUUAGGUGGGUGAUAGCUAACAUUGCACCCUAGAUAAUUGUAAACUACAUUUCCCACAAUGCAAAGUCUGCCUUAACUUGUAAAUAAGCACUUGAGUUAUUUUCUAAGUAUAAUUAUUGUGUAUAAU
Molecule: messenger RNA, 1444 nt
Organism: Pelobates fuscus (common spadefoot toad)
Lineage: Eukaryota; Metazoa; Chordata; Amphibia; Anura; Pelobatidae
Product: P2Y purinoceptor 4-like
Exons: 2
Coding region: 46-1122 (358 amino acids)
Biological process (GO): G protein-coupled receptor signaling pathway
Cellular component (GO): plasma membrane
Molecular function (GO): G protein-coupled receptor activity
Source: RefSeq, a predicted model, not a curated record